This is a messenger RNA of Coniosporium apollinis CBS 100218, 2646 nucleotides long. RefSeq lists its product as uncharacterized. The record is from RefSeq and is a predicted model, not a curated record. Lineage: Eukaryota; Fungi; Ascomycota; Dothideomycetes. The transcript is spliced from 3 exons. Bases 1 to 2646 code for a protein of 881 amino acids.
AUGGGGUUCUUCAAGAAGGACAAGCCUUCAGAGAAGGAACAGCCUCGACAACAGAUGGCUCAAUUAUCACCGACACUCAAUGAAAAGGGCUUCCCGCAACAACCAUCUUCACCUGGAUAUGGAACACCAUUAGUACCCCCAUCGCCUGGAUUCUCUACACCACCAAUGUCCGGACGAGCAUCAGUUGCCGGCUCCGUACACAGCACUUUCCUCGACGACAUCAAACAUGAGGUUAUGGUCAACUACCUCUUCCAGCAGCAAUGCGGUGCCUUAUGGGUCGGUGACGGCAGCGGGGAGAUUGAGGGUGUACUGCUAAGAAAAAGCCGGGGAAACUACAUGGCGUGCCCGCCUCAACUCGCCGAGUCUGCUUUCGCGCACUACUGUGCCCAGCUCAAUGUCCAGGUCGCCAUGACCGUGAACUCCCGAAUCAUCAAGACAUUCCUCCAAUGCGCUCCCGACGCCGUCGAUGUACCGCUCAUGAACGGUCUACGAGUACAAAUCCUUCCCACGAUUGACGAUCUACCGAAGGCUAGGAAGCACCAGUUCGCCGCUUUCAUCGCAUCAGAGGCUCUCCUUAUCGUGUGGGACGACGAAGCCAUGAACAUCAUCAACCGCGCAAAGGCCAUUGAGAACGAGCUGAUGCAACUGGUGUGGAAGACCGGUGAAGUAGAGGAGGAGGACGAGGGCUCUAAGAAAGGACCUGCCGUCGUAGAAUGCGAGAUCGACGAGGAAAGCGGCGAGGUGAAGCCGGAAAAGCGACCGACGCACAUCAUGAACAGUGUGCUAGUCGGAUUCACCUUGCUGAUCAUCACUGUCAUGUUGGGCGCUGGUUUCCGACAGAUCGCCAUCGAGGUCAUGGUCGACAAGGGCUACGCUCGUCUUGCGCUGCUCGUCCUCACGCCCAUCCAGGUCUUCUUCACGCUUUUCUUCGCACAGGUAAUCGUUGGCUGUAUCGCACAAUGCAUCGGUCCCGUUCGCCAGAUGACACAGAACUCGAGAUAUUACUCGGCACUUCUGCCUCGUCGCAUUACAGGCAGAACACUACCGCACAUUACCAUUCAGUGCCCAGUCUACAAGGAGGGUCUCGCAUCUGUCAUUGCACCAACCGUUAAGUCCAUCAAGCAGGCUAUGUCUACCUACGAAUUGCAGGGUGGUUCUGCGAACAUGUUCAUCAAUGACGACGGUCUGCAAAUCAUCGGUGAGGAAGAGCGCCAGGCCAGAAUCGAGUUUUAUGCAGACCACAGCAUUGGAUGGACCGCACGUCCAAAGCACGGCGAGAAUGGAUUCACGCGCAGAGGCAAAUUCAAGAAGGCCUCUAACAUGAACUUCGGCCUCAUGAUUUCCAACAAUGUCGAAGAAAAGCUAGCUCAAAUCCACCGCCCCGAGGAUUGGUCUCAGAACGACGAGGCGCGCGAAUAUGAGCGCUGCCUCAAGGAAGUUCUCGAGGAGAACGGCCGCGCGUGGGCAGAUGGCAACAUCCGUGUCGGCGACUACAUCAUCCUUAUUGACUCCGAUACUCGUGUGCCGGCCGACUGCUUGCUUGAUGCUGCCAGCGAAAUGGAGCAGUCUCCGGAAGUCGGCAUCAUGCAGUUCUCGUCUGGUGUCAUGCAGGUUGUCCACACGUAUUUCGAGAACGGUAUCACUUUCUUCACCAACUUGAUCUACACGGCCAUUCGAUACACGGUCUCCAACGGUGACGUUGCUCCGUUUGUCGGCCACAACGCUAUCCUCCGGUGGUCCGCCAUCCAGCAGGUUUCUUUCUUCGACGAAGACGGCUACGAGAAGUUCUGGUCAGAAUCUCACGUGUCCGAAGACUUCGACAUGUCGCUUCGUCUGCAGUGCAAUGGCUACAUCAUCCGUCUAGCCGCCUGGGCUGGCGAGGGCUUCAAGGAGGGUGUCUCGCUCACUGUCUACGACGAACUGGCGCGUUGGGAAAAGUACGCGUACGGCUGCAACGAGCUUCUGUUCCACCCAAUGCGCCUCUGGCUCACCCGCGGACCAUUCACCGAGCUCUUCCGCCGCUUCCUGUUCAGCAACAUCCGAUUCACCUCGAAGGUCACUAUCGUUUCAUAUAUCGGUACCUACUAUGCCAUAGGCGCUGCCUGGAUACUAACGACCGCAAACUACUUCGCCAUCGGCUGGUUCAACGGAUAUCUCGACAAGUACUACAUCGACAGCUGGAAAGUGUGGUUCUCCAUCGUCAUCGUCUUCAACGGUCUCGGCAAUGUGGCGCUCGCAAUCAUGAGAUACCGCAUCGGCGACCGCAGCUUCUUCGGCGCGCUGCUCGAGAACUUAAAGUGGAUCCUCAUGUUGGCCAUCUUCCUGGGUGGUCUCUCUCUCCACGUCUCGCAAGCGCUAUUGGCACACAUGUUCGAGAUCGACAUGACCUGGGGCGCCACCUCCAAGGAAGCCGAAUUCUCCAACUUCUUCAUCGAAGUGCCCAAAGUGCUGAAGAGCUUUAAAUACAGCAUCGCAUUUGCGCUGUUCGGCAUCUUCGGCAUGAUUUUCCUUGCCGUCGCGCCCUGGGUGCCGCAUGAUUGGAUGAUCAAGGAUUUCGUGGCUAUCUUGCCCAUGGCGACGGUCACGGUGAGCCAUCUGUUGUUGCCAAUAGCACUCAAUCCCGCGUUGAUGACCUUCUCGUGGUAA